AUGACAGCCGGGACAGUGGUCAUCACAGGUGGAAUUUUAGCUACAGUAAUCUUACUGUGCAUCAUCGCUGUACUGUGUUACUGUAGGCUGCAGUAUUAUUGCUGUAAGAAGGAGGAGUCGGAGUCGGAGGAGGAGGAGCCCGACUUCGCUGUCACAUCCCGCGUGCCACCUGUGCACUCCAAUCACAACAUUCUGGCAGCAACUGUUCCCACGGCAACCGCGCCAAAUGGACCCGCCCUCUUCAGCCCACCUUUGGCUCGUAAACUGACACGUUCACAGACGUUCUGUCCGUCAUGUACACACUACGAGCUGCCCUUCUACUUACAGCAGCCGGAGGGUUUGCGAAAUGGCGGCCAGCGCCUUAGCUACCGUAGCGUUCAGCAACAGGAUCUUCACCUGCCCACUGAGCUGCCCAGUUUCCACAAGCUGAACCUUAACCGCUCCGUCACCAUGAGGGAGAUGUUUACCCGUAGCUGCAGCAUCAGCACCGACGUCUAG
Messenger RNA from Chanos chanos (milkfish), 498 nucleotides. RefSeq names its product family with sequence similarity 163 member B, genome duplicate a (gene fam163ba). The transcript has 2 exons. Lineage: Eukaryota; Metazoa; Chordata; Actinopteri; Gonorynchiformes; Chanidae. The record is from RefSeq and is a predicted model, not a curated record. The coding region runs from base 1 to 498 and encodes 165 amino acids.